AGAACAUAAAAUGUUGGCCAUUCGAUUUUUGUCUUUCUUAAUACUUACCCCAUAACAUGGAAAGAUUCCUUGCCAUUCAAUCAUACCGAAUAACUAGCCCACUCACAGACAUUGUGUUCAAUUAAUUAGGACAUGAUGGGGGAUGAUGAUCUGUCUUUAAUUUAACUCUAACAUGGAAAGGUUCCCUCCUCUGUCAGUACUUGCUAUUUCACAACCCCAACACCUCUUUUCAAAUUAUAACUAAUCUUCCUCAAUGUUUUUCAUACAAAUGACUCAAAAUGGUGUUCUAAGAGAUUGAUGAUGAUGGCAGUUUGUAAGAAGGACAAUAUUAUGCAGUUGAAAUUCCAUUUGUUUUUGUUUCUGUUGUUGUUCUUAUGGGACACCACCGCUAAGUCUGAAACCUCCAACCUGAAUGAGGAAGCAUUGGCUUUACUGUCGAUUAAAGCUGGUUUCAUUGAUCCAUUGGAUAGGCUCCAUGAUUGGAGGUUGCCUGCAAAUGUGGGUCUCAAGGAUUCUGCUCAAUGUAACUGGACUGGUGUAUGGUGCAACACUGAUGGGUCAGUUGAGAAGCUUGAUCUUUCCCAUAUGAACCUCAGUGGACGAGUUUCAGAUGAUAUUCAACGCCUUAAAAGCCUUACAUCUCUCAACUUGUCCUGCAAUCAACUGUCGUCGGUUUUGCCCAUAUCUGUUUCCAAUCUCACCACACUCAACAGCAUUGAUGUGAGCCAAAAUCUAUUCAUUGGGAGCUUUCCUGCCGGUUUCGGAAGGGCUUCCGGACUGACUUUGUUGAAUGCUUCAAGCAACAACUUCUCAGGGAUUCUCCCUGAGGAUCUUGGCAAUGCUACUUCAUUGGAGAUUCUAGACCUGAGAGGAAGUUUCUUCCAGGGUUCUAUUCCUAAGUCUUUCAAGAGCUUGCAGAAGCUGAAAUUUCUUGGUCUUUCAGGAAAUAAUCUUACUGGUUACAUACCAGGAGAGCUGGGGCAGCUUUCAUCAGUGGAGACUAUAAUUCUGGGGUAUAAUGGAUUUGAAGGUGGGAUACCAAUGGAGUUUGGUAACCUUACAAACCUCAAGUAUCUGGAUUUAGCAGUUGGCAACCUUAGUGGUGAGAUUCCUGUUGAACUAGGGAGGCUCCAAGUAUUAGAAACCGUUUUCUUGUAUAAGAACAAUUUGGAAGGCAAGAUUCCAUCGUCCAUUGGCAACAUCACUUCGUUGCAGCUUCUUGAUAUGUCUGAUAAUCAUUUAUCUGGUGAAAUUCCUGCUGAGAUUGCUGAGCUUAAGGAUUUGAAGCUCUUGAACUUGAUGUGCAAUCGAUUAUCAGGCUUGGUUCCGGCUGGACUUGGAGGGUUGACACAAUUGCAGGUGCUCCAGUUGUGGAACAAUUCUUUUUCAGGGCCAUUACCGGUUGACCUUGGCAAGAGUUCACCAUUGCAGUGGUUGGACAUAUCGUCAAAUUCGUUCUCGGGUGAAAUCCCGGCAACCUUGUGCGAUGGAGGCAAUCUCACCAAGCUCAUUCUAUUCAACAAUGCUUUCUCAGGUCCAGUACCAGUCAGCUUAUCGAAUUGUCCGUCACUUGUUCGAGUCAGAAUGCAUAAUAAUCAUUUAUCGGGGACCAUUCCUGUUGGACUUGGCAAACUUGGGAGUCUUGAGAGGUUAGAAUUGGCAAAUAACAGUCUCACUGGUGAAAUCCCUGAUGAUAUUGCUUCUUCUACAUCACUUUCUUUUAUCGAUGUUUCGAGUAAUCGCCUUCGAUCUUCUCUCCCUUCUAGCAUUUUUUCGAUCCCGAGUUUGCAAUCUUUUAUUGCCUCGAACAAUAGCUUAGUUGGUGAAAUCCCAGAUCAGUUUCAAGAUUGCCCUUCACUUUCUGUGCUAGAUCUCUCAACAAAUCAUUUUACAGGAAGUAUACGAGCUAGCGUUGCUUCAUGUGAGAAAUUAGUUACUGUAAAUCUGAGCAAUAAUCAAUUGACCGGCAAUAUUCCAAAAUCGAUUUCUAUGAUGCCGACAUUGGCUGUUCUUGAUUUAUCUAACAACUCUCUAACAGGUGGAAUACCUGAUAAUUUUGGAACUUCUCCAGCUCUAGAAAUGCUCAAUAUUUCAUACAACAAACUUGAGGGUCCCGUUCCUGCAAAUGGUGUGCUAAGAACAAUCAAUCCCAAUGACCUUGUUGGCAAUCCUGGCCUCUGUGGUGGUGUUCUCCCUCCAUGUAACAGAUAUUCACCGAUGUCAUCGAGACAGAGAAGCUUGCGAGCAAAGCAUAUUAUUGCAGGGUGGCUCAUUGGGAUCUCAUCAAUUUUAGCAGCUGGAAUCUUAUUUAUUGGUGGGCGGUUGCUGUAUAAAAACUGGUACUUGAACAGCAGUUACUUUGAACGAAGGUUUGGAGAAGGCAAUGGAGAAUGGCCAUGGAGAUUAAUGGCAUUUCAAAGACUGGAUUUCACAGCUUCCGACAUCUUAGCCUGUAUUAAAGAAUCAAACGUGGUCGGAAUGGGAGCCACUGGUGUUGUAUACAAAGCUGAGAUGCCGCAGGUGAACACAACUGUGGCAAUUAAAAAGUUAUGGAAAUCAGGAACCGACAUCGAGACAGGAAACAGUGAUGAUUUCAUCGGAGAAGUGAAUCUCUUAGGGAAGCUAAGGCAUCGAAAUAUAGUUCGGUUAUUGGGAUUUCUUCACAAUGACACUAGCAUGAUGAUAGUGUACGAGUUUAUGCAAAAUGGCAGCUUAGGAGAAGCCUUGCACGGCAAGCAAGCUGGUAGGUUGUUAGUAGAUUGGAUUUCACGUUAUAAUAUAGCACUCGGAAUUGCACAAGGGCUUGCUUACCUCCACCAUGAUUGUCAUCCGCCAGUUAUACAUCGAGACAUCAAGUCCAACAACAUACUGCUCGAUGCAAACCUUGAGGCAAGAAUUGCAGAUUUCGGUUUGGCAAGGAUGAUGGUGAGAAAGAAUGAAACAGUCUCAAUGGUGGCAGGGUCUUAUGGAUACAUAGCUCCUGAGUAUGGUUACACCUUGAAAGUUGAUGAAAAGAUUGACAUUUACAGCUUUGGGGUGGUUUUACUGGAACUUCUCACUGGAAAGAAGCCUUUAGACCCGGAGUUCGGAGAAUCCGUAGACAUAGUGGAAUGGAUCCGGAGAAAAUUUAGAGAUAACAAAAGUUUAGAAGAGGCAUUAGAUCCCAAUUUAGGAAACUGUAGGCACAUUCAAGAAGAGACACUAUUAGUUGCUAGGAUAGCACUUCUUUGCACUGCCAAGCUCCCCAAAGACAGACCAUCCAUGAGGGAUGUAAUUACAAUGCUUGUGGAGGCAAAGCCCCGAAGAAAAAGCAGUAGCAACAAUGGCGGAAAUGCAUCUAACAAAGAAAUCCCCGUGUUUAGCACAUCACCUGUAAAUGGCCACGUUUAGCACCCACCCUUUUGGUUUUUUGGGCCAAAACUAAACUAUAUUCUUCUCUGUAUGUAGCAUUGUUUUUUGUUAAUGCAUGUAGUCACUGGUUCAUAUUGUUGUUCAGGAAA
Molecule: messenger RNA, 3500 nt
Organism: Gossypium arboreum
Lineage: Eukaryota; Viridiplantae; Streptophyta; Magnoliopsida; Malvales; Malvaceae
Product: MDIS1-interacting receptor like kinase 1
Exons: 2
Coding region: 298-3390 (1030 amino acids)
Biological process (GO): protein phosphorylation
Molecular function (GO): protein kinase activity; protein binding; ATP binding
Source: RefSeq, a predicted model, not a curated record